ACAUGACACGUCAUUCAACAGUAAGACGUUCAAACUGUUUGAGUCAUAAGAAAAGUGUCAGAAAGAAGAAARAUYUAGAGUCACACAGAGAAGUCCAGACACAACCCAAACCAUUUUGUUGUGAUGAAUGUGGUAAAAGAUUUACCAAAAAAUCAUAUUUAAACAAACACAUGAGGGUCCACACAGGAGAGAAACCAUUUGUGUGUGAGGACUGUGGACAAAGAUUUACCCAGAAGACAAAUUUUAACUCACACAUGAGAAUCCACACAGGACUAAAUAUGUUUAAUUGUGAGGACUGUGGAAAACGAUUUAGAUAUAGGACAAGUUUCAACAGACACACCAGAAUCCACACAGGACAGAAACCUUUUGAAUGUAAAGAUUGUGGACAAAAAUUUAGCCUGAAUACAAGUUUAAAUUCACACAUGAAUGUCCACACAGGAGACAAACCAUUUAAAUGUGAGGAUUGUGGAAAAAGAUUUAGCCAGAAAAUAAAUUUAAACAGACACAUGAGAAUCCAUACAGGACAGAAACCAUUUAAAUGUGAGGAUUGUGGACAAAAAUUUAGCCAGAAGAUAACUUUAAACAGACACAUGAGAGUCCACACAGGAGAGAAACCAUUUCAAUGUGAGGAUUGUGGACAAAGAUUUAGCCAGAAGAUAACUUUAAGCAACCACAUGAGAGUCCAUACAGGACAGAAACCCUUUGAAUGUCAAGAUUGUGGUCAAAGAUUUAGCCGGAAGAUAACCUUAAACUCGCACAUGAGAGUCCACACAGGACACAAACCAUUUGAAUGUGAGGACUGUGGACAAAAAUUCAGCUGGAGGACUAGUUUAAACUCACACAUGAGAGUCCAUACAGGACAGAAACCAUUUGAAUGUGAACUUUGCGCACAAAGAUUUAGCCGGAUGGUUACUUUAAACACACACUUGAGAGUCCACACGGGACAGAAACCGUUUCAGUGUGAGAACUGUGGACUAAGAUUUAGCUGGAGGACUAGUUUGAACACACACAUGAGAGUCCACACAGGACAGAAACCAUUUGAAUGUGACAACUGUGGACAACGAUUUAGCCAUAAAUCAAGUUUAAACACACACCGGCGAGUCCACACUGGACAGAAACCAUUUGAGUGUGAAAACUGCAAACAAAGAUUUAGCUAUAAAUCAAGUUUAGACAAACAUAUGAGAGCCCACACUGGAGAGAAACCAUUUGAAUGUAAGGACUGUGGCCAAAGGUUUAGUCAGAGGAACCAUUUAAAAAGACACACAAAAGUCCACAGGAAACAAAGCUCUCCUUUGCAGUGACUGAGGUCAAAGUUUUAGACUUGAGUCUGAUCACAYUAUUCUAUUUCAGAGGCUUGAACUUAAUAUUAGGAUUACAGGAACAGCUCUAAAAUGGUCUA
Molecule: messenger RNA, 1399 nt
Organism: Austrofundulus limnaeus
Lineage: Eukaryota; Metazoa; Chordata; Actinopteri; Cyprinodontiformes; Rivulidae
Product: zinc finger protein OZF-like
Exons: 1
Coding region: 3-1301 (432 amino acids)
Source: RefSeq, a predicted model, not a curated record